AUGGCCGAGGAGAGUCUACAGCUCCCGCCGGAGCACAAUCUCGAUUACCACAUCGUGUCCCUCUUUGAGCGCCUCGAGAUACUGCGGAAGGAGCAGAACCAGGGCGCCGUGAUCGUCGUUGGAGGCAGAGUCUCACGGCCCAGCAUGCAGGCUGAGAUCCGCACGCUUGAGUUCUGGAGGUCCAUUAUCUCCGAGUGUAUUGCCUCAUUUUUCUACGUGUUCAUCGUUUGCGGAGCCGCAGCGGGUGCCGGCGUCGGGGCGAGCGUCUCUAGCGUCCUCUUGGCAACUGCUCUGGCCUCUGGCUUUGCCGUUGCAACUCUCACUCAGUGUUUCUCGCACAUUUCAGGCGCUCAUAUCAAUCCAGCAGUGACUUUGGCCCUUUCCGUGGUGCGAAUGGUGUCGCCUCUGAGGGCAGUCAUGUACAUCACGGCGCAAUGUGGAGGAGGAAUUGCUGGGGCAGCUCUUCUAUACGGUGUGACUGUUCCGGGAUAUCAAGGGAAUCUUCAGGCUGCGAUUUCUCACAGUUCCGCCUUGGCAGCUUGGGAGCGCUUUGGAGUAGAGUUUAUUCUCACGUUUGUCGUUGUGCUGGCGUAUUUUGUCUCCACGGAGUCGUACAGAAGAUAUCUAGGAGCGUCUUCACUGACCAUCGGCGCUGCUUAUAGUGCUUGCAGCUUCGUUUCCAUGCCCUACCUGAAUCCCGCGCGGUCUCUGGGACCGUCAUUUGUGCUCAACAAGUGGGACAAUCAUUGGGUGUACUGGAUGGGGCCCAUGGUUGGAGGCAUGGUGUGUGGCCUGCUCUACGAGUACAUCUUCAGCCCGAAGCGCUACCAGAAGCGCUCCAAGGACUCCGGCGACAAUGACUCUUCAUCCUUGCAAUCCGAAGAUGAGAUGGACUAUCACGUGGACAUAGAGAAGCCAACUCUGCCUUUGCCAAAGUUCCACGGAUCGGCCUACAACACUUACAGAUCUGCUGGCGGAGUGACAACGAGUGGCCCGUAUCCGCAAAAUCUCUACUCGACGGCGCCGCAGACCAAGAUGGAGCCAAUUUAUGGAGGAACCAGAUCUCUGUACUGCAAAUCUCCGCCACUCACGCGUGCGAAUCUCAAUCGGUCUCAGUCUGUCUACACAAAGAGCAACACUGCCAUCAACCGUGACAUGGGAGCGCUUCCACGACCAGGACCCCUUGUGCCAGCCCAGAGCCUCUACCCACUGCGCGUGACACAGACACAGAGCAGCCACUUACAGAAUCAGAACGUCCAAAACCAGAUGCAGCAGCGUUCUGAGAGUAUCUACGGAAUUCGCACUGCCGUUCGUCAGAAUGAGAACCAGACUUUCCAGCCCAUCUAUGGCACUCGAACAGCUCCAAGUGCAGGAGAUGGGCUCAAAUAUGACCGCGAAUCGAGGAGACCUGACUCAGUUUAUGGGGUUUCCGGUGCUCGCAAUCGAGGACAAUCUGCGCAAUCGGAUGACAGCUCUUACGGAUCCUACCACGGAUCCUCUCUGACUCCAACGGGCCGCAUUGGUGCGUCUCAGCAGCCCAAUGGAGACAUUCCCCUGAACACGUACUCCUGCACGCGCGGGCAGAACGAUAGGAAGCCCUCGGGGAAUGGUCAUCAGCAAGUGCCGCCGCCGCCUCCUCCGGGAAGUGGCUACGGAUGCUCGGCGAAGCAGCAGCAGCAGCAACAGCAGCAGCAGCAGAACUGCAUGGCGGCUCCACCGCCGCCGCCUCUUCAGCACCAAUAUCUUCAUCCCAUCAGGCAGCAGAACUGAAGCCGGCUGCAUUGUAUUUAUGCCCAUUCAUUAGUCUCUAGAGACACUUUUCACCCUCUCUAUAGUGACAAUAAGACUUUGUGAAGAUCCAGCGGCGAACAGAAGGGCGCGUAAACAGCGGGCAAUUUCUUUAUUGCUUCAAGAUCAAGUGCUGAGCAAAGCGCGACCUCGUGACGCGGUUUUAUGAUUGUUGCAAUGCACAAAACUAUAUUAAUGUAUUUAUUUACUUUUUCCAUAUAAAAGUAAUAUGAAAUACGACAAAGCAAAACAUCUUUGCUCACUCUUUGCGUGAAAAUCAUUUGCGAAAAGUCGAGUAAAUACCUUUUUUAACGCCUCGCCAGCACGUAAGCACAAGUUCACUGGGAAUUCUCAUGGUUUCCGCUGUGCUAAUCAAUUUUGGAGGAGAGGAAAAUUGAUUGGGACGUGCUCUUCGUGCUCACCACUGUAUGUUCUUGCGACUGUAUCGCGCUCGAGUAGUUUGAGAUGCGUAAUAAUCGAGACAGAUUAAUUCCAAUGUUGAUGAAUUGAAUAUAUAGUAGAGAUAUAAUGAAAUAUUUAUAGGAAAUUGAACAAUUGAAGGUAUAAUAUCUAACAAAAUGACUGAUGUUGGUUUUUCGAGGACCCUUUUACACCCAGGAUUAUUCCCACUUUUUUUAUUACAUGUACAUAAUUUAGGUUUUAUCACAGGUAUUUUUGUACUGACUUGAUUUUUUCCUCUUUCGAGGUGAUUUUAUAUUACUAUCUCCUUGUCUCUGUCUGUCUUAAGCUUUAGCCGUAAAAUUACAAUUUAUGCGAGAGUGUGAGAAAUUUAGUUUGUAAUUAAUUUAUAGACACACACAAUGAAUAAUUAAUUUGUAAAAAAAAUUUUGCACCUCUCAAUUCUCUUCCUUUUUCUUGUGACUUUGGAAUGGAGUUUACACAAGAAGAAAACAAAACAACCACUUAUAUAUACACACACAACAAAACUGUAUAAGAAAGAAAUAAAC
Messenger RNA from Phlebotomus argentipes, 2756 nucleotides. RefSeq names its product neurogenic protein big brain (gene bib). Bases 1 to 1770 code for a protein of 589 amino acids. NCBI's taxonomy places the organism in Eukaryota, Metazoa, Arthropoda, Insecta, Diptera, Psychodidae. The record is from RefSeq and is a predicted model, not a curated record. Gene Ontology annotation, cellular component: plasma membrane. Gene Ontology annotation, molecular function: water channel activity. Gene Ontology annotation, biological process: transmembrane transport. The transcript has 5 exons.